AUGAGCUCUCGCCGAUCAAACCCGAGAGGCUUCGUCGUCUCAAGACUGGAGGCGAUGAAGGAGGCCACCGCCGGCGUCAGCGAAGGUGACGGCCUGGAGUCCAGCGUCUUCUUCUUUGUGGCCGUGACGUCCAGGGCCAAGAAGGACAGGCUAUCGUACUUCCGGUCCAGCGAGGUUGGCGAGGACGCGGAGGCGUCCCGUGCCCUGGCGGCGCUCUGCCUCGACCACGCGCCGGAGCACCACCGAUGGCACCAUCACACCUACGACGGCAGACGCACGUUCGCGGUCCUUGCAGCCGAUGAUGGCCGCACGUACCUCGCCGUCGCGGAGCCCACGCCGGGCAGCUCCGAGGUCGUCCGCUUCCUGGAGCGCGUCCGUGACACGUGCAACGCCAUGCCCAGGAGGAGGCUGCGCGACGAAGCAGUGUCCGGCCUCGUGCGGCAGUUCGCGCAGACGCUUCAGGCCGGGACGAGCUCCUCCGCGGCUGCAAACUCGAUGGUAUUCCCCGGCGACGGUUCAUGGAGCGAGCAUGCUUCCGACAAGGACGAGGAGGCGCAGCCGGAGGACGGGGCGCCACGCAGGCGGCCAGGACGGCCCUCCUGGAGGCGCACGUGGUGGCGGCGGCACGCCAUGGCCGUGAUCGGUGUGGACGUGGUGCUGUGCCUGGUCCUGUUCGGCGUGUGGAUGGCCGUGUGCCAUGGGUUCAGCUGCGUGCAGCGAUGA
Triticum turgidum subsp. durum (durum wheat) is the source of this 723-nucleotide messenger RNA. NCBI's taxonomy places the organism in Eukaryota, Viridiplantae, Streptophyta, Magnoliopsida, Poales, Poaceae. The record is from the annotation of a GenBank genome assembly.